Emericellopsis atlantica is the source of this 960-nucleotide messenger RNA. RefSeq lists its product as uncharacterized. Lineage: Eukaryota; Fungi; Ascomycota; Sordariomycetes; Hypocreales; Bionectriaceae. Bases 132 to 830 code for a protein of 232 amino acids. The transcript has a single exon. The record is from RefSeq and is a predicted model, not a curated record.
CUCCGAGAAUGGUGACGAGAGAGCGGCUGCGGUUUUCAAAGUGCGGACUUCUCCACCGGCGUCGAAGAUCACAGUGAUCCAUCCAGCAACUGAUCUCAUCGUGUGCUUUUCAUCCAUGGCCUAUACAAACAAUGCCUCUAGAGUCCCUCAUUUCCGAAAGCGCCUACACCAGCAUAUUCGCUACAUUUCGCUUGGUCCAAUUCGCUGUUGACCUCAAAUGCGUCCCAGACUGCUCGAGAAUAUUCGUACGACUGGUGGAGCAGGUGGCAGAGGACGUCGAGCAUGCUCUGCGCUGUCGAGCUGACGGUGCCAGACUCUUCGAACACUGUCCCGAAUUCUAUCGGAAAUGGUCUUCCAAUGCGAUCGAUUCCACCUUGAGAGCCCUCGAUGAACUUGGCCAGCUCAUCCUCCGAGGCGCCGGCAACGAGUCCAAGCUGGAUGCUAGACUAGAGUACCUUUUGAAGAAUUACGACAAACUCGCGGAUCAAGAAAGAUCAUUGAAUUACUCCCACGCGACGCUCCUGGCCGCUAUCAGCGCUAUGCAUAUGAUGGUUUUCCAAGCUGGAACAUAUGUGGCCCGCCCCUCCUGGUCACCAAUGUCAAGUGGCGACCUAGGACGCGCCUCAAGCCAACGCCCUGCGCCGUCAUGGCCUUCUGUUUCUCGUCAGACGUCGUUCGUUUCUACUCUGGGCUCAUCUGAGGCUACAAGCAACGAGAAGUUUUCUCUCUGUUCCGACAUUGGCAGGCUCAAUCGAAGUAAUGGGGCGGCAUACGCUCAAAGAGGUGAGUGCACACCUACCAUGCGAUCAUCGACUCUGAGCUCAGGCUGAAUCUUGAAAUCAAGCCCAAGGCAGUCUUAAAACUCCUCAAGAUUUCGGGACAGCUAAUCUGCCGGAGCUUGACUCCUCGAACAUUACAGAAAAGGGUUCAUAGCCGAUGCGGUUUGGGGUUCUUCAAUAG